Molecule: messenger RNA, 1174 nt
Organism: Mixia osmundae IAM 14324
Lineage: Eukaryota; Fungi; Basidiomycota; Mixiomycetes; Mixiales; Mixiaceae
Exons: 4
Coding region: 78-848 (256 amino acids)
Biological process (GO): protein targeting to membrane
Cellular component (GO): cytoplasm; nascent polypeptide-associated complex
Source: RefSeq, a predicted model, not a curated record
UAUAUAUCAGUCGAAGCAGGCGCGGCGCCACAUCAUCGAGGACUGUCGCUGCUCGAGGAGGAAAGGAGCCGUCAAAGAUGAGCAUACAAGAGCUCACAGACGAUACCGAGGCCCUCAAGAUCAACGAGGAGCGAGAACGACAGCUCAAGGCACAAGCGGCGUCGGACUCUGACUCGUCAGACGAUGAGCAGCUGCCUACGACCACCGGCAAAUCUGGCAUCGUCAAAGUGCCCACCAGAGGAGAGGCAAAGGCAAAGAAGGCCCUCCUCAAGCUCGGCCUCAAACCUAUCCCUGGCAUCUCUCGCGUGACGCUCAAAAAAGCCAGAGGGGCUAAACCCGAAGAUGUGAACGCCAUGCAAAAUUCGAUGCAGGCACUGCAGCAACCGUCAGAGGGCAUGCCAAGCGACGCAGCCACACGCGCACAGAUGGCCGCUCUGGGUAAUCUGGGCAGAGCCCAACAGGCCUCGGGAGGAGGUGCUCGCUCAGCGACGGCAGACGCUCCUGCGGAAGAAGAAGGAGAGGUAGACGAGACGGGCGUGGAGGCGAAGGACGUCGAGCUCGUCAUGCAACAGGUCGGCUGCUCGCGCGCAAAAGCAGUUCGCGCUCUCAAGGAGAACAAUAACGAUCUCGUCACAGAUCAAUGCCAUCAUGGCUGCGAGUUGAUCGCUCCUAGCAUGACUCGCCCAAACGUCUUUUCGCAAAUUCUCAGGGGACUUGUACGCCAACGUACGCUCGAACGAGUCAAGACAGCUCAAUGCUGUCCAGUCGAUGAAAAUGCAAGAUGGUGCAUGCAUGCAAUUGCAAAACAAACACAUGAGACAAAGACGGAGGCAGAGUGUCAGUCUUGAUCUGAGCGAGUAUAAGCUUUUCCUGAUCUAUCUCACUGAGGAGACUCGAGGAGGAUCAUCGCUUGACUCUAGUAAAAAUCUUGUGCUCAUGUCAUCUUGUAGAUCCGUCUGAGCAAGAGCGGUGUGGGGCCACUGAUGAGAGCUAGAAUCAUGAACAGGCAGAGGAGCUGGAUGAUCAGACAAUAGCAUGGCAAGGCUGCCUUGACGGUCACGACCAGUGCUAGCCGAGCAAUGCCUUGUCAUAUCAGACUCCUUUGCCCGCUCACUGACUGUCAGUCCGAGUAGCAGCGAGCAACCCGCCAGGCAGAAUUUCGAAGAAUCCGCAA